AUGUCGGGGAAGGUGGCCGGCAGCAAGCACACAAGCCAGGGCCGGAGGGCGGUGGAGCAGCUGCGAAUAGAAGCCGGUCUGGAGAGAAUGAAGGUCUCCCAGGCAGCCCGUGAGCUGGUGCAGUUCUGCCGGGCGCACGCCCAGAGCGACCCGCUGCUGACUGGUGUCCCUGCCUCGGCCAACCCCUUCAAAGACCAGAACACCUGCAGCAUCCUGUGAGGACCCUGGACCCCCCGCCCCAGCCAGACAAUAGGGAGCAGCCGGGUUCCUAGCAUCGUUCCCCCUCCCCACACUGCGACCCUGGCCCCAGCCAACCCCUAGGGAGCGGCCUUGGAGGGGACAUGACGGGUUCCACCUGUGUCCCACCCUAUCACCCUGCGCCCCUCCCCCAGCCAGGUCAGCGCAGCCUCGUGUGCAGAGAGGAGACGUUCCGACCCCUGGGCCCCGAUCCCUCCUGCUGUAAACCGGGUGAGGAGGAGCAGGGAGUUGGGGGGAAAGCGUGACCCUGCUGCAGCCGGGGGAGCUUUGCCAUCGCUUUCAAGGC
This is a messenger RNA of Malaclemys terrapin pileata, 544 nucleotides long. RefSeq names its product guanine nucleotide-binding protein G(I)/G(S)/G(O) subunit gamma-7-like. Lineage: Eukaryota; Metazoa; Chordata; Testudines; Emydidae. The transcript is spliced from 2 exons. The coding region runs from base 1 to 219 and encodes 72 amino acids. Gene Ontology annotation, molecular function: G-protein beta-subunit binding. Gene Ontology annotation, biological process: G protein-coupled receptor signaling pathway. Gene Ontology annotation, cellular component: heterotrimeric G-protein complex. The record is from RefSeq and is a predicted model, not a curated record.